Chironomus riparius is the source of this 4892-nucleotide messenger RNA. The record is from the annotation of a GenBank genome assembly. NCBI's taxonomy places the organism in Eukaryota, Metazoa, Arthropoda, Insecta, Diptera, Chironomidae.
GGAAAUUUGAAUAUAAAAAACUUGAUAAUCUCAUUGAAUUUGUUCAUUCUCUCGCGAUCAGUGGACAGAUCAAGUUUAAAAAAAAUACAAAUUAUCAAAUAUUUAAAAAUGAUUAGACUUAAGAGUUCAAUUUUAAUAGGAAUUAUAGUGAUAAUAUUUAAUCAGAAUGUGUCGUGUGGUGAAGAUGGAUUCUUUACAGUUGUUGGAAGUAACUUAUUAAAAUAUCAAAAGUCAUAUAGAGUGUCAGUGGCAUAUCAAGGAUAUAAAGACGAUAAAAUACUCCAAAUUGGUGUUAAAAAUACUGACAAAAAUACAGUGAAAUAUGAAAAUUUACAAAAUGUCACCUUAUCAGGCGAAGGCGUUCAAAAUGUUGAUUUUGAUUUGAAGAGUCAAACAGAAGGCGAUUACGUAAUUGAGGUCAAAAGUGUGACAGGCGAUAAAUUUGAGUCAUUCAAGAAGCUUCACAUGAACACAAAAAGAUUCUCGGUUUUUAUUCAAACUGACAAGAGUGUCUAUAAGCCCAAAGAUAAUGUAAAGUUCAGGAUUAUGGUGUUGGAUGCUGAGACAAGACCGUUUGAAUUUGAGAGCAUUGAUGUCUAUGUCACUGACGGUGGAGACAAUCGAGUCAAGCAGUAUGAAAAUGUCAAGAAUAAGUUCAUCAAAGGAGUCUUUCAAAAUGAAUUGCAGCUUUCAGACCAGCCAGUUAUGGGAACAUGGAAGAUCCAUGUUAAAGUCAAUGGCGAUGAUGACACAGUCAAGAGCUUCGAUGUCGAUGAAUAUGUCCUGCCCACCUUUGAAGUCUCAAUUGAUGCUAAUCCUGAUGCAAACUUUAAAGACGGAGUCAUUCGAGCCACAGUCAAGGCUAAGUACACAUUCGGAAAGAUUGCUAAAGGAAAUGCAACAGUGACAGCUGAAGUAAGUAUCCCACAUUGGGGAUAUAGACCUUGGAGCAGGAACGGCCAAAGCAACAACAAAAAAGUAUCAAAAACAGUCGAAGUUGAUGGUAAAAAAUUCGUUGAAUUUGAUGUCGUUAAGGAACUAGAAAUGAAAGAGAGCAGCUACUAUCGAAAAGUCAAGCUCUUCGCAACAUUCACAGAGCAGCUCAGCGGAAAAGAAGCAAAUGCAUCAACAACUGUCGAAGUCCAUAAGACACCCCAUAAAAUGGAUUUAUCAAAGAGUGCUGAAAAAAUCAAGCCUGGACUUCCAUUUAAAAUCACAGCAGACAUCAGAUUCCACGACAAAAACACACCAGUCAGUGACAAGUUCAAUCCAGUCAACUUUACAGUCAGUUACUUUUAUGAUGCCCCAAGAAUGUGCAAGAGAAGGAUCUGGCAACCGUAUUAUACAACUUAUGAGGAAAUCACACCAAUUGCUAUUGCUUUAGAUGCAGACAUGGCUGAUGGACCUGACACAGGAGUAUCCUCAGACUCAGCAGUAUCAACAGAUGCCAUAGCUGAACAACCAACAACAACAGAGCCUCAAACAACUACAGAUCCAACAACAACAAUGAUUCCUGAAACAACGACACGAGAGGUCAAAUACGAGGAAUAUGAAUGUCGUGAGGAGAAAUCCUACGACAAGCAAAUUGAAGUUUUUAUCAAGAAUGGAAUCGCCGAGAUUGACAUUGAAAUUCCAUCAAAUACAACUCAUAUACGUGUUAAGGCACAAUACUUGUCAAAUGAAGAGUCAUUGUAUUACAUCUCAAAGGCUGACUCAGAAAGCAAUGAGUUCAUUCAAGCAAAGCUAACGACUGGACGACCAUCACUAAGCGACACAAUCACAAUUCAAGUUCUCGCAACAUCAGAAAUCUCUCAACUUACCUACGACGUCAUUGCUAGAGGCAACUUAGUCGACACAAAAGUCGUAAAAUUUGACCCAACUAAGGAAUACAGCCUCAAUAUCAAACCGCAAAUGUUAAUGCUUCCAAAAGCUCAAAUUGUGAUUUAUUACAUCACUAAAAAUGGUGAAAUUGUGUCCGAUAAAGUUGAAGUUGAGUUUGGAAAUGAAUUGACAAAUUACGUCAACCUCAAGUUAUCAACAGAACAAGCCAAACCAGGUGACAACCUGACUAUCUCAGUCAGAAGCAAUCCAAACUCUUUUGUUGGACUCUUGGGAGUCGAUCAAAGUGUGUUAUUGUUAAAGAAAGGAAAUGACAUUGAGCAAGAGACAGUUUUCAGUGAACUUAAAGCUUAUGGGGAUGUUGACAAGUGGAACUACGAAUGGUAUGAGAACUAUGAUUAUAAUCAGCGGUAUGGAGACUUUGAUUCAUCGGAUGCAUUUAUAAUUACUAAUGCUAAGAAGCCAUUUGAGGCCCCUUACCUGCCAUAUUACUACGACGAAGACUUCCUAAGCAUCCGAGAUGGAGGACCAGUUUACUAUGCAAUGCCAAUGCCAGCAUCACUUGCAUCUGAUAGUUUUGACUCAGCACCUAUGCCUGAGAGAGCACCAAUCUUAACAACAACAGCAUCAUUUUCAGGAAUGGGUAUGGCUGGACCACCAGGAGCAAAACCUCAAGCAGCAUUGAACAGAGGUGGCUCAACACCAGAACCAAAACCGAUCGAAAUUCGUAAAGAAUUCCCUGAAACUUGGCUUUUUGAUAGUCUUGAGUUUGAUUCUAGCGACAAACAAACCCUCACCAAGAAAGUUCCAGACACAAUCACAUCCUGGGUCAUCACAGCAUUCUCACUCGAUCCACUCACAGGCUUGGGUUUAACUAAACAAGCAUCAAAGCUUAAUGUCUUCCAGCCAUUCUUUGUCUCUACAAACCUUCCAUACUCAAUUAAGCGCGGUGAAGUUGUUUCAAUUCCAAUCAUUGUCUUCAACUAUUUGGAAACUGAUCAAGACACAGUUGUGACUUUAUUCAAUAAUGACCGUGACUUUGAGUUUGUGGAAGUUAAUGACGAUGAGAAUGCAGUCAAGAGAUCCAAACGUGGACUGGAAAUGGAAAGAAAGAAGGAAAUCAAGGUUAAGUCAAAUGAAGGAGUCUCAAUUCCAUUCAUGAUCCGGCCACUCAAGGCUGGACACAUCACAAUUAAAGUUACUGCUGAAUCAAAGAUGGCUGGUGAUGGACUUGAGAAGCAGUUGAAGGUUGAGCCUGAGGGAGUUCCACAGUACCUUAAUGAAGCUGUUUUGAUUGACUUGAGAAGUGAGAAGGAGUUCAAGAAGACAAUUGAAAUUGUUGUUCCACCAGAAGCUGUUGCUGACUCAACUAGGAUUGAGGCUUCUGCUAUUGGUGACAUUUUGGGACCAUCAAUUGAGAACUUGGAUAAGUUGAUUAAACUCCCUUACGGCUGCGGUGAACAGAACAUGCUUAACUUCGUCCCCAACAUCGUUGUCCUCGACUACCUCACAAACCUCAAAAAACUCAAUCCACAAAUUGAAGAGAAAGCCAAAAAGUACAUGGAAGUUGGAUACCAAAAGGAACUGACCUAUAAACAUGACGAUGGUUCCUACAGUGCAUUUGGCAAGAGUGACAAGUCUGGUUCCACUUGGUUGACUGCAUUUGUAGCUAAGUCGUUCAAUCAAGCUGCAAAAUACAUUAAUAUUGAUGAAGCUGUUAUUGAGAAUGCCUUAGACUUCUUAAGCGCUGUACAGACUGAAAAUGGAAGCUUCCCAGAAGUUGGACAUGUCUCACAUCAAGCUAUGCAGGGUGGAUCAUCAAAGGGCAUAGCUUUGACUGCCUACACAUUGAUUACAUUCCUAGAAGCUAAAGAUCAUAAUGAAAAAUACAAGGAAGUGAUUAACAAGGCAUUGGACUAUGUUAUUGAGAAUUUAGACCAACUUAAUGACACUUAUUCACUUGCCAUAGCCAACUAUGCUUUGCAGCUUAACAAACAUGAACAGAAGGACAUGCUGUUGGCUAAAUUGAAUGCAAAGGCUGAGAAUAAGGAUGGCAUGAAGUACUGGAAGAAGGAUGAAGUAGAGGAAGACACAAAACCUUGGUAUUACCGACCAAACUCAGUCAAUGUUGAGAUGUCUGCCUACGCAUUACAAGCAUUCAUCCUUGCUGACAAAGACAACGAAGCUGUUCCAAUCAUGAAGUGGCUUGUGACACAAAGAAAUGAAAAUGGUGGAUUUCAGUCAACACAAGACACAGUCGUUGGUCUUCAAGCUUUAUCAAAAUUGGCAACUAAGAUUCAUGUUGCUGACUCUGAUCUCCAGAUUGUUGUUAAGCCUGAUCAUGCCAGCGGUGCAACCAUCAAUGUCAAUUCCGCAAACUCAUUAAUCCUCCAAAAGCAUGAACUUCCAUCAAGUGCUCGUCAUUUUGAGGUUACAGCAACUGGCAAAGGCUUCAGCAUCCUUCAAAUUUCCUACAAAUACAAUCUCGAUAAUUCUGGAAAGUUUCCACGAUUUGUACUUAAUCCAAAGGUUGAUGAUAGUUCCAAUAAGGAAUAUUUGGACUUGCAUGUCUGCACAAACUUUGUUCCUGACUCACAGACUCAAAGAUCUAAUAUGGCUGUCAUGGAGGUGUCUCUGCCUAGUGGAUUUACAUUUGAUAAUGAUCAGAUGGAAGCGCUGAUGCUUACUGAGAAUGUUAAGAAAGUGGAAACAAAGGACGGAGACACAGUCAUAAUGGUCUACUUUGAUGACAUCGGAGAUAGUCAAAUAUGUCCAGAAUUUAAAGCGUACCGAACACAUGCAGUUGCUAAGCAAAAGCCAGCACCAAUCAUCAUUUAUGACUACUAUGAUAAUUCUCGUCAUGCUCGCUCAUUCUACAACCCACCAGAAAUCUCAUUGUGUGACAUUUGUGAAGGCGCUGAUGAGUGCAUGAAGGCUUGUGAAGUUCCAAUUGUUGAGAUUGUUUAAUUUGCAUUUUUUUGAGGAUUUAUGUGAUUUUUGUACAAAAAAAAGUUCAGAUAAAUUUUGAAGAAAUAAAUUUAGAAAUAUAUUAA